CUUCGUGUUCAGUCAUCACUUUGCUGAGUCUGAGGAGGAGGUCUCUGUUUGCUCCAACAUGAGUGAAGGUAGCAGCGCUCUGCUCAGCAGGCUGCAGCAGUUGCAGUGUCACUUCACCUGGGAUCUGGACCUGGACGUGGACCUGGAAACCCUGAGCACUCGACUACAGAUCGACAUAGAUUUUCAUCAGCGUCAGCAUGAGGGAGAGAGUUGCACCUACAGCCUCUUGGCUUAUGUCAGGCAUCUUAAGGAUCAACGAGAGGAAGCGCUGUCACUUUUAAACCAAUCAGAGAAGACCAUCAGGGAGAGAUACGGUGAUGAGAGUGAGAAGCGGCUGAUUGUGACGUAUGGAGACAUGGCCUGGCUGAAAUAUCACGAUGGAGACUUUGCACAGUCACAAAGCUACUGUCAGAGAAUCGAGGACAUACUGGUGAAGUAUCCCACUGGUUCAUCAGGAAGUUUGCUUCCAGAGGUGUAUGGGGAACAAGGCUGGGCCUAUUUCAAGGUGUCGAGGUCUUCUAUAUCAAAAGCCAUCGACUGUUUUCGUAAAGCACUUGAGGUACAGCCUCAUGACACCGAGUGGAACGCCGGCUACGCCGUUGUCCUCUUUUGCGGAGAACAGUGGUUUGCAGAAAAUAAACAGGACGGGGAGGAAUCCAAAGCCACCAAACAGCUUCGCUUUGCAUUGGAGAUCAACCCAAAUAACGCUGCUCUGCAGUGCAUGCUGGCCAUGAAGCUGGUGGCCUAUAAGAAAUACGAAGAGGCUGAUGAUCUGGUGAAGAAAGCACUAGAAAAUGAUCCUGAUAACCCUCAUAUCCUCCGCCACUCAGGAAAAUACUUACUCAAUCAGAAUCGACUGGAUGAGGCUAUUGUUGUGUUUGAGCGAGGACUGAAAAGGGGCGAUCAAUUAUCUUCCUUCAACUACCAGCUGGCUAUGUGCUACAAGCAGAAGAAAAUUGCUGAACAGUGCUGCGGGCCCUUCAGCAACACAGAAGAGGAGGGUAAGUGGAGGCGUUGCUGUAUUAGUCACCUUGAAGAAGCUGUGGAGAUGAAACCAUCCUUUGUCCGGGUGUUGGCUGAACUGGCACUGUUGUACGCAGAGGAAGGGGAUUUGAGCAGGGCUGAGGAGACUUUCAAGCACUGCUUGGAGAAGUUACCAGAGUUGAAGGAGAAAAGGGUUUGUCUGAUUAUCCAUCAGUACUACGGUGACUUUCUUCAUUAUCACAUAAAAAAUGAGGCUCAAGCCAUCGCUCACUAUAAAGAGGAACUGAAGCAGAUCGCUGACAGGCGUCUGGCAAAGAAUUGGGGUGAUGGUGAAGCUCUCGCUCUGCUGGGUCAGGUGGCCAGAGCUGAGGGCGACAGGAAGAGAGCUGCUUUUUUUUAUGAGAAAGCUCUGAACUGUGACAAGGACAAUGAAGAGUACCUGUCUGCUCUGUGCGAGCUGCGCCUGGAGCUGCAGUGAUCAUCCUCUGAUUAAUCAGGAUCACUGCAAAAACUGGCUAUAACUAACUUACAAUCUUACAAGGAGCCAAAAGGUAUUUUAAUUUUGUUUUGGGAGUGACACAUUCAGAGAGAGCAGGAUGGAAUUCAUCUUUUACAAUAUGUAUUUUAUCUCUUAGCUUCUAAAUCAUAAAAUGUGUUAUUUAAUUGCAUAUUAGGUUAAUCGAUAUCACCAAGGCACUGAGAUGAUGCACUUGUGAAUGCUUGUCGGUCCCUCUGUGUAGCACCGUGCCUCUCGCCUUAUGGCAGCUGUGAUAAACCCUGAACUGGAAAAGCAGAGGAUGGAGGGACAUUAGUACACAUUUAAAUUAGUAUUUCUUUCUCCUUUUGCAGUUUCAUGUGAUCGUGUGUGGUGUAAAUGCUUUGUCUUGGUCCUUUAAUAUAAUUCUUGCUCAGUUGCUCUUGUUUUAAGAUAUUUUCCCUUAAAGUGACAAAGGAGUACAGAUAUUUUGAGUUUACUUGACAUAAUUUCUGAUGAUUUCUCACUUCAAUAAAUGCAAGACUUUGGAAGUAAUGAUGUAGAAAUACUUAGUGUAACAGUGUUUAUGCAUAUUAAACAGUAACAUGAGUACUUCCAUAUUCUCUCACACAGUUUUCCUCCUACUGAUUAAAAAUGGCAGCAAUCUGUAUUUUCACAUGGGGCAACUUUGAUAUAUGAUCACAGAACAAAACAUUUCUGGGGAGUUUUGGAUGAUGUGUGGAGCAGUAAAGUUGUGGAUUCUACUGUA
Messenger RNA from Maylandia zebra (zebra mbuna), 2228 nucleotides. The record is from RefSeq and is a predicted model, not a curated record. NCBI's taxonomy places the organism in Eukaryota, Metazoa, Chordata, Actinopteri, Cichliformes, Cichlidae.